This is a messenger RNA of Moneuplotes crassus, 331 nucleotides long. The record is from the annotation of a GenBank genome assembly. NCBI's taxonomy places the organism in Eukaryota, Ciliophora, Spirotrichea, Euplotida, Euplotidae.
CUUUUCUAGAAUAAUUGAAAUUAUUAGAGACCAAUCAUCAGAAAAGAUGCCAAAGAAGGCAGAAACCCCGAAGUCGCUGUGAGGUGAGCCUGAGACAGAACCUUGCAUUAAGCAUUGAGCUUCAUUGCAAGUCCUCUCCCCCUUUCAAGCUGAAAAGAGACUGCUGGCAAUUAUUCUCAAAACACACCCUUAUUCUUUUGCAAAGAAAAUCAGCCUCUGAAGUAUGCCCUGCAAACCUCUUCUUUUCAGCAUUGAAGAAGAGACUGUGGCUUCUUUACUGCCAACAAGCUCUGACAGACCUACUUCAGGUAUAUAGAGAUAUAAUGUAGUG